This is a messenger RNA of Helianthus annuus (common sunflower), 1486 nucleotides long. Its product is annotated as protein JINGUBANG. The transcript has a single exon. Lineage: Eukaryota; Viridiplantae; Streptophyta; Magnoliopsida; Asterales; Asteraceae. Gene Ontology annotation, molecular function: protein binding. The coding region runs from base 171 to 1382 and encodes 403 amino acids. The record is from RefSeq and is a predicted model, not a curated record.
AAUCUAUUUUAUCACCUUCAAAUUAAACUAACAUUUAAACACCCGUAUAUAUUUUAUGAUAUGUCAGGUACUUAUAUUUACACCUCACUUCGUUUGAACAAUCAGUUUUCCUGCUCUUCAUCUUCAAAGUUCAACCUAAUAUAAAUUGAUCAAAUCUUCACGUUACCACAAUGAAUCCCUCGAUUCCAAACCAAUUGAAAGCAAACCCAUUUCUACAAAUCACCACCACCGCCAGAACCAUCAACGGAACUAGCAACCCCGACGAGAACCCGCCGGAAAACCAUCAUAUUAUCCACCACGGAAUACCCAAAACACCCCCACCCUCCUCCGCCUCACCCCGCCCACUCUCCGUCAUCACCGGCCACACCGAAUCGGUUUCUUGCAUUGCAUUAUGUGGAGAAUUCAUCAUAAGUGCAUCACACGGUAAAGAAAUCAUGGUCCGGCAACAACCCGACCUCCAGUUAUUCACCAAGUUCGGGCAUGGCCGAGGCUCCGUUAAAGCAUUGGUCACUAUCGGAACCCUAAUAUUCACAGCGCAUCAAGAUUCCAAGAUUAGGGUUUGGAGGGUUUCAAGAAAUCUUGAAAACAUAUUCAAACUAGUUGACACACUUCCAACUACAAAAGAUUAUCUUGGAAACUUCAUGAAGAAUAGUAGUUACAUCCAAACAAGAAGACAUCACAAGAGUUUAUGGAUCGAACAUGCGGACACCAUUUCGUGUUUAUCGGUUCAUGAGGGUUUGAUUUAUUCGGGUUCUUGGGAUAGAACUAUAAAGAUAUGGAGGCUGUCUGAUUUCAAAUGUUUAGAGUCGAUUAAAGCGCAUGAUGACGCGAUUAACGCGUUAACCGCGAGUAAAGGGACAGUCUUUUCAGCUUCUGCAGAUGGGAAGAUUAAGGCAUGGGGGAGAGUAGAGCCAGAAGGGUCACAUGUCUUGAAGGGUGUUCUUGAGGGGCAUAAGGAUGUGUCGAUAAACUCGGUGGUGGUUUCGGGUGAGGGUACGGUAGUUUAUGGUGGUGGGUCUGAUGGGUAUGUGAUGGGGUGGUUGGUGGAUGGUUGGAUUAGGGUUUUUGAGGUUGAAGCACAUAAAAUGUCUAUAUUGUGCAUGUGUAUGAAAGGUGAGAUUUUGUGUACAGGGUCAACUGAUAGGAGUAUAGGGGUGUGGAAAAGGGCAGUCAAUGGGUUGACUAAAAUUGGUGUGAUGAUAGGUCAUGAAGGACCAAUCAAAUGUUUACAAGUGUCACCAAAUAGUAUUGGUGGUGGUUUUUUGGUGUAUAGUGGUAGUAUUGACAAGAGUAUAAGGGUUUGGUGGGUUCCAAAUAGCUCAAAAGUUGAGGAUUUUAACUCUAAAAUCGCAAACAACAUAAAUUCUACAAUGUUAUUCUAGUUGAAGUUUUGUAAACCGUUAAGUGGUUUUGUGUAAUUUAUAGUUACCAUAUGAUUUUGUUACUUCAUUAAUAUCUUCUCUUGAUGAGAGAUUGAUUGUAAUGU